CCCACGGGGACGAAGUCGCGGGCAACAGCUAGUAAUGAAAUAAAAUAUCGCAAUUCAAUGACUUUCUUAGACUAGAGAAGACAGUUGCUAAUAUAAUUCUAUUGAAAUUGACAUGUAUCCUAAAUAUUUUUCUUGUUAGAAUAACCUUAACGAAUUUGCAAUUUAUAAAGUGUUUAUUCGUCACGACAAUUAAGUUUAAUUAUUUCGAAUAAGGGGUUGAUUUGUUCACAAAGCCAUCCAGGCAAGUCUUGCCGCAAUUCGUAGCCGUCGAGUCUUUCGCGCGACGCGUCGAUUAGCACUGCUUACACAAUUCCUUAUAUAAAACUGCUGCACCAUCAAUGAUGUUGUCAAUAUUAGAAGUACAGCACUCUGUAACACACACCGCGCAAUAUUAACAGCCUCGCAAUAUGAGGGUUGUUUUUAUUUUAGGAUUUUUAACCCUCUUGGCUGUGGUACAAACGCGACGGAUACCUUUACGGCAAAUUGAGCAAUCUAAAGAAGCAUUAGAAACGGACCAAGUGCCAGCUGCCACUGGACACAAGAAGGAGGCACCCAAAAAUCAUGAAUACAAAAAGGGAGGAGGUAAAGAACAUCAUUCUGAGCACAAAGAUGAACAUGACGAGAAAGGUGUAAAAGGCUAUAAGGGCCACCACCAUCACGAGAAAGGCGAAAAAGGCCAUCAUGAUAAGGAACACCAUAAGGGUGAGUAUGACGAUCACAGCGGCCAUAAAAAGGAGCACCAUCACAAAGAUGGCCACUAUGACGAGCAUCACAAAGGUGAAAAAGGAGAAAAGGGUCAUAAAUAUGAAGAAAAGGGACACUAUAAUAAGGGUCAUUCAACUAAAGGACAUCACGAAAUACACAAACUUGAUGAGUUCAAAAAAGAUAAACACUUCUUUGAUGAAGAUGGUGAUUCCGGCCACGAGGAGAAACAUGGUGGUUUCCACGAGGAGCAUGGUCACAAGAAGGGUGGACACUUCCAUAAAGGGCAUCACAAAGGUGGUCACCAUAAGAAGGAGCACGGUGAGAAAGGAUUCCAUGAGAAGGGCGGUCAUCAUCAUGAGCACAAAGGGCAUAAGGAGGCCGGUGGACACGACUCACAUCAUAAACAUCACCACGACCACGGCAAGAAGGGAGAACAUGCUCAUCACAAGAAAUUUUCAUACAAGAAAGGCCACUGAAGAUAGACCAGAGACCAAACGCUUCAAGGCCAAGCAUUUAGCGUACGGUGCUAGUAAAUGCCAAUUUAUUUAUUUCUUCCAAAGUGUAACUUCUCUGAUGGCGGUGCUUCUUGUUGUACUGCGGCAACCGAUAAGUUACGACCUAAAGUAUGUAGGUAAUACAAUUUAAAUUAUUAUUUUUUUAUUUAAGGUUAAAACUUAAGUCAUUAAAUUUUAUACUGCAUAAAUGAAGUGUAUUUUCUUCCUCUGGACACGUCACAAUGUAUGUGUACUUAAAAGUAUAACAUUGUUAAGUUUUACCAAA
This is a messenger RNA of Trichoplusia ni (cabbage looper), 1485 nucleotides long. RefSeq lists its product as uncharacterized. The transcript has a single exon. The coding region runs from base 408 to 1181 and encodes 257 amino acids. The record is from RefSeq and is a predicted model, not a curated record. Lineage: Eukaryota; Metazoa; Arthropoda; Insecta; Lepidoptera; Noctuidae.